CAAGUUCCUUCCAGUGAAUCUCCAUCGUGGCUUCAUUACUAUCGCGUAUAUUCCGCUCCUCCACCACUGACAAGGAGAAGCGACCUCAACCCAAAGUUCGAUCAAAUCCAGCUCCUGUUACACGCACUCAAGAACAAGAACGACCCAAAAUGGCCAACGCCAACGUUACCCUCUACACCGACAAUACUCCUAACGGGGCUAAGCCUCCCAUUCUCCUCGAAGAGCUUGGCCUGCCCUACAAGCUAGAGCAUCUUUCCAUCCAGUCCGGCAAGCAGAAGGAGGAGUGGUUUUUGAAAAUCAACCCCAAUGGGCAGAUCCCCGCCAUUACCGACGGCACUCAGCGUGUGUUUGACAGUGGAGCUAUUCUGCUCUACCUGGUCGACAAGUACGACACAAACCGCCAGUUUAGCUAUGCCCCUGGAACUCCGGAGUACUACGAGCAGCUGAGCUGGAUCUCCUGGCAACUCGGCGGUCUUGGACCGAAAGCUGGCCAGGCACUUGCCUUUGCAGCUUUCGCCCCCGUGCGGUCCGACUACGCCAUUGAGAAGUUCCUGAACGAGGUCAAGAACCUCUUCGGGGUACUCGAGUACCGCCUCAAGGAGUCUGCGUAUCUCGCGGGUGACAAGUACACCAUCGCCGAUAUAAUAUCUUUCCCUUGGGUCUUUCAGGGUGCGGACGCGCUCGACCUGGAUCUGAACGAGUGGCCUCAUCUCAAGAAAUGGAACGACAAGAUUAUCCAGCGCCCUGCUGUGCAGAAGGGGCUCGCUACUCCUACUCCUCCAUUUACAGCUGAGCAGUUUAAGGGUUUCAUUCAGGGCCAGAAGGCCGCAGUGUUGGCCAAGGAAAACACUGAUAAGCAUUAGUAGUCAUUGAUAUGGGCUGGGGAUGGUAAAUAGAUAGCUG
This is a messenger RNA of Aspergillus versicolor CBS 583.65, 903 nucleotides long. Its product is annotated as glutathione S-transferase family protein. Bases 150 to 863 code for a protein of 237 amino acids. NCBI's taxonomy places the organism in Eukaryota, Fungi, Ascomycota, Eurotiomycetes, Eurotiales, Aspergillaceae. The transcript has 3 exons. The record is from RefSeq and is a predicted model, not a curated record.